Molecule: messenger RNA, 321 nt
Organism: Effrenium voratum
Lineage: Eukaryota; Dinophyceae; Suessiales; Symbiodiniaceae
Source: the annotation of a GenBank genome assembly
AUGGCGAAGAUCACCUAUAUCGAACAUGACGGGACGUCCCACACCAUUGACUGUGAAAACGGUAUGACGGUGAUGGAAGGCGCUAUUAAGAACUCCAUUCCGGGCAUUGAUGCGGAUUGCGGCGGGGCCUGCGCCUGCGCGACCUGCCACGUCUAUGUUGACGGUGCAUGGAAAGACAAGACCGGCUCUGCCGAGCAGAUGGAAGAGGAUAUGCUCGACUUCGCGUUUGACGUGCGCGACGGCAGCCGUCUCUCCUGUCAGAUCAAGGUUUCUGACGAAGUUGACGGUCUGGUCGUUCGUCUGCCUGAAAAGCAGUUCUGA